Molecule: messenger RNA, 1155 nt
Organism: Arabidopsis lyrata subsp. lyrata
Lineage: Eukaryota; Viridiplantae; Streptophyta; Magnoliopsida; Brassicales; Brassicaceae
Product: single-stranded DNA-binding protein WHY1, chloroplastic
Exons: 7
Coding region: 95-889 (264 amino acids)
Biological process (GO): defense response; regulation of DNA-templated transcription
Molecular function (GO): single-stranded DNA binding
Source: RefSeq, a predicted model, not a curated record
AGAAGAGAAGGAAGCACCUUUUUACUCCUCCUUCGUAAUUCGCAGAGAAGAGAAGACUCUACACUGAGAGAGAGAGGGAACAAACACCAAAGCAAUGUCGCAACUCUUAUCUUCUCCUCCAAUUGCGGUCAACUCCAAUUCUCGCUUUCUCUCUUCGUCUUCAGUACUCGUCGCCGGCGGUUUUGCAGUGAAACGGCAUGGAUUCGCCUUGAAACCGACGACGAAGACGGUGAAGCUCUUCUCGGUUAAGUCCCGCCAGACGGAUUACUUCGAGAAGCAGAGAUUCGGUGACUCUUCUUCUUCUUCUUCUCAAAAUGCUGAAGGAUUGCCUGCUAGAUUUUACGUGGGUCAUUCGAUAUACAAAGGGAAAGCUGCGCUAACAAUGGAGCCAAGAGCACCAGAGUUCGUGGCUUUAGACUCUGGAGCUUUUAAGUUGUCCAAAGAUGGUUUCCUAUUGCUCCAGUUUGCUCCUUCUGCUGGUGUACGACAAUAUGAUUGGAGCAAGAAACAGGUGUUCUCGUUGUCUGUUACGGAAAUCGGAACUCUAGUUAGCCUAGGCCCGAGGGAAUCUUGUGAAUUCUUCCAUGAUCCAUUCAAGGGGAAAAGUGAUGAGGGAAAAGUGAGGAAAGUGUUGAAAGUUGAGCCUCUCCCAGAUGGUUCUGGUCACUUCUUCAACCUAAGUGUUCAAAACAAGCUUGUGAAUGUGGAUGAGAGCAUUUACAUACCAAUUACUCGAGCAGAGUUUGCUGUUCUUAUCUCUGCCUUCAAUUUUGUCUUGCCUUACCUUAUAGGGUGGCAUGCAUUUGCAAACUCCAUUAAACCAGAAGACACAAACCGUGCGAACAACGCUCCUCCUAACUAUGGAGGAGACUAUGAAUGGAAUAGAUGAUGAAUCUUAGGGCCAUAAUAGGAACAUAUAUCAGAGAUCAUCCUAGUCCUACCCUUUUUGUUUUGCUGAUAGGUUUCUUGAAUAUUGAUAUACGUUCGUAGGUAGCAGAAGAGACUAAAAGUAGUGUUACUUUUUCUUCCUUUUGACCAAAUGUGGAAGUGGAAAGCCAGAUUAUUUUGUGUUAAGCGGUUGUAUCUCAAAACAUCAGUCUAUUGCUUUGUCUGAUCUUAUUUGUUUUUGAUUGAAGAGUAAAUCCCAAUUUGAAA